AUAAUUCACCGUUUUCACUAGCAUAACACUAAAUCAUCCAUUCAUUUAAUUAAUUGAUGCAGAAAAAGAAUUUUAAGUGAAAAUAUAUAACAACAAAAAAUGUCUUCCUCUCAACAAACGAAUCAACAGAAUAACAAACAAAAAGACGAUAAAGAAGAAUCCAUAAACAAUGCUGAUUCAAAUGCUGAUCGAAAAAUUGAAAGUCAACAUAAAGAACAGAUCCAACCAUUAAAACUUGAUGCUCAAGAGUUCUACGAUAUUCAUGAAGAUGAUCUUGUUGAUUUUGAAACUUCUGAAGAAUUUCUUCUACAUUUUUCUCGUAUCGGACAAGUGCAAUUAGUGAAAAAAUUAUUAAAUCUUCGAAAUGCCAAUGAAAUUGCCCUGAAUAUUGAUUGUAAAGGUACGGUUAAAGCCAAUUUCGGUUGGUCACCAUUACAUUUAGCCGCAUAUUUCGGUCAUUAUGAAGUGGUAGAAAUUCUCUUAAAAAAUGGUGCCGAUGUUAAUAUACAGAACGAAGAAGGCGAUACACCUUUGCAUAAAGCAGCCUAUACUGGUCGUGAAAAUAUAGUCAUAUUAUUGCUUGCACAUCAUGCAAACGUUUUUAUUUCUAAUGGUGAUUCUCUUCGACCAUUUGAAUUGUCAAAAACUGAUUCAAUACAAAAAUUAUUAACUGCAGCCGAAAAAUUUGAUAUAAAACGUCGUGAAGAACGUUAUCUUAGUGCAGCACGUUCCGGACAGAUAACGAUCAUAAAAGAAUUGCUUGAAGAUACAAAAAAUUGUAUUAAUAUUAAUUGUACGGAUCCAUCGGGCAAUACUGCUCUACAUUGUGCUGCUUAUCGUGGACAGACCGAGGUGGUCAUUUUUUUGCUCAAAAAUGGUAUCGACACUACGAUCAAAAAUAAACGCGGUCAAUUGGCUUCCAAUGUAGCGGCUACAAUUUCGCUUAAACAAUUGAUACAGGAAGCACAUCUAUCAGUGAUGACACCAAAAGUGGUUGCUUCAUUGAAAAAUAAAUCUGUUGUACGUUUUGAAGGAUGCCUUCUACGUAAAGGUCGAUUUUUUGGUUGGCGACCAAUAUGGGCCAUUCUUGAAAGAGGUGUAUUUUCGUAUUUUCAAAAUCGAGCCGAUUCAGUAACUGGAGUUCGACGAAAAGGUUAUAAAUAUUUGGAAAAUGCCAUUACUGAAGUUGUACAUGAUAAUGUUGGCAAUAAUAAUAACAAUAAUCCAUCAACUUCAUGUUCAUUAUCUAAUAAUAUUGUUGAACAUAAAUAUCAUCAGCCAUCGUCACAAACAUUAUGUUUUGUUAUUAUAUUCGGUGAUCGUUCUAGAGCAAUAUUUGCACUGCCAAAAAAUCAAUCCGAACUUGAUUUACAAAAAUGGAUUAACGCUAUCAAUGAUCACAUUUAUUUUAGCACGAAUUUUAUCAAACAAGGAACUCAUAUGGGUGAUGAUUCGGAUGAUGAAGAAGAGGCAACCAAACAAUUGUUAUCACCAAUAGCUAUUCAGGAUAUGAUAGUGACAGCAAAUGCACACCAAAAAAUUCUCGAAAGACAUAUCAAUGCAUUACAGCAAUUAUUAAAUGAUGACACUCUAUUCUUUUCUGCUGAAAUAAAUCGUGAUGAUCAACUUGCGAAUGAUAGCUAUCAUUCAUUGCAAUCGAGUGAUUCGAUUUCUCGUUCGACAAUACCUUCAAUUAAAUUUCAUUUGAAUUUGAUUUUAGAAUCAUCAAAGAAUGCUAAUUCAUCUUUAACACAAUGUCUAGUAUUGAUAUCGCAUCAAAAUCAAUCACGACAAACUUUAAUACAACAAGAACAGGAAAAAGUUCGUGCAUUGGAAGAAGCGUUACAAUUGUUAGCCCGUGAACAUCAUGAUCUAGAACGAUCAGUUACGCGUUCAAUACAUAAUUCUGAUGUUAAACAGCAACAGCAUUCCACUGCAGCAUCAUUGUCGAUCCAUGUUGAUGCAAAUAAUUCCAUUUUAGCUUCUGAUAAAUCUGCUCAUAAUUCUAAUCAAUCAUUGAAUCAAAGUCUUGUACGAUCAUUUGCAUGUUUAUCGCAAACAUCGAUGGCAACCGAUAUGGAUGAAUUUUUUGAUGCUUUUGAUGAUGCAUUUGAUGAUGAAGAUUAUCAACAUCAACAAAAUCACCAUUCAAAUUUAAAUCUUGAUCAAAUUGAUCUUUGUGAAUCGUUAAUAAAUAAUAAUGGCAAUAAUAGUAAUCAAAUAAUCAAAAUGCAUAACAAUGAUGAUAAUAAUAAUGAUAAUGAAAAUGGAUCAUUAAAUCGAUUGAAAACAUUAACAACAUUCCAUACUGCAAAUGAAAAUAAUGAACAACCGGAUGAUCUUACAAUCAACGAUUCAAUAUCAACAUUAUCACCCGAUGGUGAUUUAGACAAAACUAUCGGUUCGGAUGAUUUACCAUCAAAUUCAUUGAGCAAACAUCGAGAUCGUUUACCAGCGCCAAUGGUGCCUAGAGAUGAAGUUGGCCUUUGGAGCAUUCUAAAGCAUUGUAUCGGAAAAGAAUUAUCAAAAAUAACAUUCCCAGUGAUAUUCAAUGAGCCUCUUAGUUUCUUACAACGUAUGACCGAACUAUUCCAUUAUACACAUUAUCUUAACAUAGCUGAUCAAUGUGAUGAUAUUGUUGAACGCAUGGAGAACAUCUGUGCGUACAUUGUUUCAGCUUAUUCAUCAAAUUGGCUUCGUCUAAACAAACCUUUCAAUCCGUUAUUGGGUGAAACGUUUGAAUAUGAAAUAGAAUCAUCACAAACAAAAAUUGUUUGUGAACAAGUUUCACAUCAUCCUCCAAUCAGUGCCUGGCAUGCUGAAUCACCACAUUUCAUAUUACGUGGAACUAGUGCACCAAAAUUACGAUUCUGGGGUAAAUCAAUUGAAGUGAAACCUGAAGGAACGGCAACACUUGAGCUUAAAUCUCGUGGCGAAAUCUACACCUGGAAAUCGGUCAAUUGUUGUGUACAUAAUAUCAUUGUCGGAAAAAUUUGGUUCGAACAGUAUGGUACGGUAGAAGUUACAAAUCACAUGAAUCGAUUCAAAUUGUUUAUAAAUUUCAAACCGGCCGGUUGGUUUGGUUAUGAUCUAAAUCGAUUGGAUGGCUAUAUACAUGAUUCAGAAAAAGAAAAACUACGUUUUGUUUAUGGAAAAUGGAAUGAUUAUCUUAAAUCGGCUAGCAUCGAAGAUUAUGAAGAAUAUCUAAAAGCUAAUAAUAAUAGAUUUCGUGCACCAGAUAAACCAACCGAUAUCGGUGAUAAAGGUGGUGAACAUCUAAAUAAUCAUCAUUCAUCUAAUCGUAGUAAAAUGCUGUCCAAAUUGAAUUCAUUUACCAAACAAUUGACAGGAUCAUUAGAUCUUGGUGCAGGAGGUAACAAUGAUAAUCAACAGCAAAUAAAUGAUAGUAGUGAUCUUCCACCUGAACCUAUCGAAAGUGAUAUUCCUAAAAGUGAUUCAUCACAUUCAUUGGAUAUAAAUAAUUCUCGAAUAUUAUGGAAAGCUGAACCAAGACCCGAACAUUCAUCACAAUAUUAUAAUUUCAAUUGGUUUACAUUCGGUUUAAAUGAAUUGCCUGAGGAUGAUAAUGAAAGACAAGAAUUAUUAAAACGAUUACCGCCAACUGAUUCACGUUUAAGGCCUGAUAUAAGAAAAUUAGAAGAAGGAGAUCUGGAUGUAGCAGCUGCUGAAAAGAAUCGAUUGGAAGAAAAACAACGUGAAGCAAGACGAUUACGAAAAAAAGGCAAAAUCAAAGAAUUUCAACCAUUGUGGUUUCGGCCUGAAUUAAAUCAGUAUACUGGCCAAGAAGAUUGGAUGUUCACAAAUGAAUAUUGGACUAAACGUGAUUGGUCUAGAUGUCCGGAUAUUUUUUGAAAAUCAAAUUAAAUUAUAAGUUUUUUCAAGGAAAAUGAUGGCUAUA
Dermatophagoides pteronyssinus (European house dust mite) is the source of this 3919-nucleotide messenger RNA. RefSeq names its product oxysterol-binding protein-related protein 1-like. Gene Ontology annotation, molecular function: protein binding; sterol binding. Gene Ontology annotation, cellular component: perinuclear endoplasmic reticulum; plasma membrane; cytosol. NCBI's taxonomy places the organism in Eukaryota, Metazoa, Arthropoda, Arachnida, Sarcoptiformes, Pyroglyphidae. The record is from RefSeq and is a predicted model, not a curated record.